This is a messenger RNA of Procambarus clarkii (red swamp crayfish), 2994 nucleotides long. NCBI's taxonomy places the organism in Eukaryota, Metazoa, Arthropoda, Malacostraca, Decapoda, Cambaridae. The record is from RefSeq and is a predicted model, not a curated record.
AUGUUGCACGAGAGUGGAUGCCUGGCCGUGUUGCACGAGAGUGGAUGCCUCACCAUGUUGCACCAGAGUGGAUGCCUGGCCAUGUGGCACGAGAGUGGAUGCCUGGCAAUGUUGCACAAGAGUGGAUGCCUGGACAUGUUGCACGAGACUGACAACCCAUCAUAUAACACUGCUGACAACCCAUCAUAUAACACUGCUGACAACCCAUCAUAUAACACUGCUGACAACCCAUCAUAUAACACUGCUGACAACCCAUCAUAUAACACUGCUGACAACCCGUCAUAUAACACUGCUGACAACCCAUCAUAUAACACAGCUGACAACCCAUCAUAUAACACUGCUGACAACCCAUCAUAUAACACUGCUGACAACCCAUCACAUAACACUGCUGACAACCCAUCAUAUAACACUGCUGACAACCCAUCAUAUAACACUGCUGACAACCCAUCAUAUAACACAGCUGACAACCCAUCAUAUAACACUGCUGACAACCCAUCACAUAACACUGCUGACAACCCAUCAUAUAACACAGCUGACAACCCAUCAUAUAACACUGCUGACAACCCAUCAUAUAACACAGCUGACAACCCAUCAUAUAACACAGCUGACAACCCAUCAUAUAACACUGCUGACAACCCAUCAUAUAACACAGCUGACAACCCAUCAUAUAACACUGCUGACAACCCAUCAUAUAACACAGCUGACAACCCAUCAUAUAACACUGCUGACAACCCAUCACAUAACACUGCUGACAACCCAUCAUAUAACACAGCUGACAACCCAUCAUAUAACACUGCUGACAACCCAUCAUAUAACACAGCUGACAACCCAUCAUAUAACACAGCUGACAACCCAUCAUAUAACACAGCUGAUAACCCACCACAUAACACAGCUGACAACCCAUCAUAUAACACUGCUGAUAACCCAUCAUAUAACACUGCUGAUAACCCAUCAUAUAACACUGCUGAUAACCCAUCAUAUAACACAGCUGAUAACCCACUACUUAACACAGCUGACAACCCAUCAUAUAACACAGCUGAUAACCCACUACAUAACACAGCUGACAACCCAUCAUAUAACACAGCUGAUAACCCACCACAUAACACAGCUGACAACCCAUCAUAUAACACUGCUGAUAACCCAUCAUAUAACACUGCUGACAACCCAUCAUAUAACACAGCUGACAACCCAUCAUAUAACACUGCUGAUAACCCACCACAUAACACAGCUGAUAACCCAUCAUAUAACACUGCUGACAACCCAUCAUAUAACACUGCUGACACCCCAUCAUAUAACACUGCUGAUAACCCAUCAUAUAACACUGCUGACAACCCAUCAUAUAACACUGCUGAUAACCCACUACAUAACACUGCUGACAACCCACUACAUAACACUGCUGACAACCCAUCAUAUAACACUGCUGACAACCCAUUAUAUAACACUGCUGAUAACCCACCAUAUAACACAGCUGACAACCCAUCAUAUAACACAGCUGACAACCCAUCACAUAACACAGCUGACAACCCAUCAUAUAACACUGCUGAUAACCCAUCAUAUAACACUGCUGAUAACCCAUCAUAUAACACUGCUGAUAACCCAUCAUAUAACACAGCUGAUAACCCACUACAUAACACAGCUGACAACCCAUCAUAUAACACAGCUGAUAACCCACUACAUAACACAGCUGACAACCCAUCAUAUAACACAGCUGAUAACCCACCACAUAACACAGCUGACAACCCAUCAUAUAACACUGCUGAUAACCCAUCAUAUAACACUGCUGACAACCCAUCAUAUAACACAGCUGACAACCCAUCAUAUAACAUUGCUGAUAACCCACUACAUAACACAGCUGAUAACCCAUCAUAUAACACUGCUGACAACCCAUCAUAUAACACUGCUGAUAACCCACUACAUAACACUGCUGACAACCCACUACAUAACACUGCUGACAACCCAUCAUAUAACACUGCUGACAACCCAUCAUAUAACACUGCUGAUAACCCAUCAUAUAACACAGCUGACAACCCAUCAUAUAACACAGCUGACAACCCAUCACAUAACACUGCUGAUAACCCACUACAUAACACUGCUGGCAACCCAUCAUAUAACACUGCUGACACCCCAUCACAUAACACUGCUGAUAACCCACUACAUAACACUGCUGACAACCCAUCAUAUAACACUGCUGAUAACCCACUACAUAACACUGCUGACAACCCAUCAUAUAACACUGCUGACAACCCUUCAUAUAACACUGCUGACAACCCAUCAUAUAACACAGCUGACAACCCAUCAUAUAACACUGCUGACAACCCAUCAUAUAACACUGCUGACAACCCAUCAUAUAACACUGCUGAUAACCCACUACAUAACACUGCUGACAACCCACUACAUAACACUGCUGACAACCCAUCAUAUAACACUGCUGACAACCCAUCAUAUAACACUGCUGAUAACCCACCACAUAACACUGCUGACAACCCAUCACAUAACACUGCUGAUAACCCAUCAUAUAACACUGCUGAUAACCCAUCAUAUAACACUGCUGAUAACCCAUCACAUAACACUGCUGAUAACCCAUCAUAUAACACUGCUGAUAACCCAUCAUAUAACACUGCUGACAACCCAUCAUAUAACACUGCUGAUAACCCAUCAUAUAACACUGCUGAUAACCCACCACAUAACACUGCUGACAACCCAUCACAUAACACUGCUGACAACCCAUCAUAUAACACUGCUGAUAACCCACCACAUAACACUGCUGACAACCCAUCACAUAACACUGCUGACAACCCAUCACAUAACACUGCUGAUAACCCAUCAUAUAACACUGCUGAUAACCCAUCAUAUAACACUGCUGAUAACCCAUCAUAUAACACUGCUGACAACCCAUCAUAUAACACAGCUGACAACCCAUCAUAUAACACUGCUGACAACCCAUCACAUAACACUGCUGAUAACCCACCACAUAACACUGCUGACAACCCAUAA